AUGGUUGCUGCCCGUUUCCUGACUCUGGAGGAGUACAAGUCAUGGACGGAGGGCAGUUCUUCUAACCCUUGUAAUAAUAUCUCUGCAUGUCCCCCCCCCCCCUCCUUGGGUCUACCAAAAGCACCUUUAGAAGACAGCAAGCUGGCGACCAGAGCAGGAAAGGAAUGCAAGAAGGAGGAGGAAGAGGAGUAUGUGGUGGAGAAGGUUUUGGACCGGAGAGUGGUGAAGGGAAGAGUGGAGUUUCUGCUGAAAUGGAAGGGGUUCUCAGAUGAGGAUAACACAUGGGAGCCACAAGACAACCUGGACCUGGACCUUAUCACCGAGUACAUGCAGAAACACGAGGAGAUGGAGGAGAAGAAGGAGGGCAAGAGGAAAGGUGUCGGGAAGGAGGAGGCACUUUCAGCACACGACAAACUGGCUACUGGAGCAGGAAAGAAGGGCAAGAAGGAGGAGGAAGAGCCUGCAGCAGUAAUAGAGGAAGAGGAGUAUGUGGUGGAGAAGGUUUUGGACCGCAGAGUGGUGAAGGGAAGAGUAGAGUUUCUGCUGAAAUGGAAGGGGUUCUCAGAUGAUGAGAACACAUGGGAGCCGCAAGACAACCUGGACCUGGACCUUAUCACCGAUUACAUGCAGAAACACGAGGAGACAGAGGAGAAGAAGAAGAAGGUGGGCAAGAGGAAAGGUGUCAGGGAGGAGGAGAAACGUAGAGGAAGAGGAGUCAAACGUCACCGCUGUCAGCACUGUGACAAAUCCUUCACAACAUCAGGAUAUUUAAAGAUUCAUCAGAGAGUUCACACUGGAGAGAAGCCUUACAGCUGUGAUCAAUGUGGGGCAGCUUUCACAGUACAGAGUGCCCUGAAAAGACAUCGACGCAUUCACACUGUAGAGAAGCCAUACUGGUGUGAACAAUGUGGGGAAACCUUUUCUCAUAGUGGUAGCCUUAAAUCUCACCAACACAUUCACACUGGAGAGAAGCCAUACUGGUGUGAACAAUGUGGGGAAACUUUUUCUCGUGGUGAUGCCCUUAAAUCUCACCAGCGCCUUCACACUGGAGAGAAGCCCUACUGGUGUGAACAAUGUGGGGAAACCUUUUCUCAGAGUGGUAACCUUAAAUCUCACCAGCGCAUUCACACUGGAGCGAACCCAUACUGGUGUGAACAAUGUGGGGAAACAUUUUCUCGUGGUGAUGCCCUUAAAUCUCACCAGCGCCUUCACACUGGAGAGAAGCCCUACUGGUGUGAACAAUGUGUGGAAACCUUUUCUCAGAGUGGUAACCUUAAAUCACACCAGCGCAUUCACACUGGAGCGAAGCCAUACUGGUGUGAACAAUGUGGGGAAACAUUUUCUCGUGGUGAUGCCCUUAAAUCUCACCAGCGCAUUCACACUGGAGAGAAGCCAUACUUCUGUGAACAAUGUGGGGAAACCUUUUCUCAUAGUGGUACCCUUAAAGAUCACCAGCGCAUUCACACUGGAGAGAAGCCCUACUGGUGUGAACAAUGUGGGAAAACCUUUUCUCAGAGUGGUAACCUUAAAACUCACCAGCGCAUUCACACUGGACAGAAGCCGUACUGGUGUGAACAAUGUGGGAAAACCUUUUCUAAUAGUAGUUACCUUAAAAGACACCAGCGCAUUCACACUUCUUCGUUGUGAACAUGUUUCAGAGCCAAGCUGUUUCCUCCUCCUCAUGCCCUGAUAGCUGUGUUGUUAUAUUCUGAUCUUCUCUCCACAUUGAAGGCUGACCAGCAUUU
This is a messenger RNA of Etheostoma cragini (Arkansas darter), 1745 nucleotides long. RefSeq names its product zinc finger protein 2-like. Gene Ontology annotation, molecular function: RNA polymerase II cis-regulatory region sequence-specific DNA binding; DNA-binding transcription factor activity. The record is from RefSeq and is a predicted model, not a curated record. NCBI's taxonomy places the organism in Eukaryota, Metazoa, Chordata, Actinopteri, Perciformes, Percidae. Bases 1 to 1647 code for a protein of 548 amino acids. Gene Ontology annotation, biological process: regulation of transcription by RNA polymerase II. The transcript is spliced from 6 exons.